AGACGACACAAGAUGGCGGCAGAGCCCCCCCUGCUGGGCAGGAACCAGCUCCGAGGAGGGGUUGGUGUCUGAAACCGAAAGUAAAAACCUGAAUAACGGGUCGCCAUUAUGUUUAAGAAGAGUUCCGUCUUUGCUCCAGUAAUUAAUCGACAAAUAUGAAGCAUCUAGUGGAUCUGCUGUGUUUGUGUCUUCUGUGUUUGACCGGGAAAACACUUUGUGAUAAAAACGGGCCAACAGUCAUCACAGUGAAAGAAGGCCGUGAUGCUAUUUUACCCUGCCGCCUCUGGCCCAAGGUGGACCUUACGUCAGAACGGUUUAUCUGGAGGAAAUAUCCCAAGGAAGGUGGAUGGCACAAGACCGUGUUCCUGUAUAACGGUCAGAGGGUAGAGGUCGAAGGUCAAGACGAACAGUUCCAAGGUCGAGUUGAAUAUUUUCCAGAAGAAGUGAAAGAGGGCAACGCCUCCAUAAUCAUCAGAAAGACGACGAAGGCUGACAGUGGAAAAUACGUCUGUAUUUAUCUAGAUUAUCAAAUGUUCUGCGUUGAUCUUGUAGUUGCUUCACUUCGGAGAUGUCAUUCAGCUCCAGAUCCAAAGGAACGUCCACUAAUGAUGACAUGAGGCUUUGAUGAUGUCUGUGUUGCUGGAAACAUUGAUUUAGUUUCCAGUUAUUUUCUGCUGUGUUCUCUCCCAGUUAGGCUGGUUGAUGUGGUCUUCAGUUCUAGUUGAUGGUGGACCUG
Etheostoma cragini (Arkansas darter) is the source of this 736-nucleotide messenger RNA. RefSeq names its product butyrophilin subfamily 2 member A2-like. The coding region runs from base 156 to 617 and encodes 153 amino acids. The record is from RefSeq and is a predicted model, not a curated record. Lineage: Eukaryota; Metazoa; Chordata; Actinopteri; Perciformes; Percidae. The transcript has 3 exons.